AUGAUGGAAACAGUGAACCCAGUGGGAGUUGAUACUGUGACUCCAGAAAUGCUAGCAGCCAGAGAAAAAUUGAGAUCUCGCUUGGGAGUUUCAGGAACACAAACAGGCGGGAAGGGAACAGCGAGAAGGAAAUUGAAAAAAACCACAAAGAUAGUAGGAGACGAUAAGAGACUACAAUUUGCCCUACGCUCAAUUGGUGCGGCAAAUAUACCAGGAAUUGAAGAGAUCCAGAUGCUAAAAGAAGACGGAUCACUGUUAACAUUUAGUAAUCCAAAAAUACAAACGUCACCGAACGCAAACACAUACGUCGUAACAGGAGUGCCAGAAGAAAAGGAAAUAUCGUUCCCAGAUAUACUGCAACAACUAUCAGCGGCAGGAUUUGAUUUAACUAAGGCAGGAGUAGACCAAAAGGUGGUGGAGGAGGUACCCGAUGAGCAAAUGGUACCAAAAUUGGUUGAAAUCCACGAUGAGGACACCAAGGAGGAAACAACAUAA
Molecule: messenger RNA, 495 nt
Organism: Theileria orientalis strain Shintoku
Lineage: Eukaryota; Apicomplexa; Aconoidasida; Piroplasmida; Theileriidae
Product: transcription factor
Exons: 1
Coding region: 1-495 (164 amino acids)
Cellular component (GO): cytosol; nascent polypeptide-associated complex
Source: RefSeq, a predicted model, not a curated record